This is a messenger RNA of Homarus americanus (American lobster), 6357 nucleotides long. Its product is annotated as inhibitor of growth protein 2-like. The transcript has 6 exons. NCBI's taxonomy places the organism in Eukaryota, Metazoa, Arthropoda, Malacostraca, Decapoda, Nephropidae. Gene Ontology annotation, cellular component: nucleus. Bases 134 to 991 code for a protein of 285 amino acids. Gene Ontology annotation, biological process: positive regulation of DNA-templated transcription. The record is from RefSeq and is a predicted model, not a curated record.
GUGAGUGGUGGCUGGUGGUGGUGUUGGCUGGAGGCGGCGGCGUUGGUCCCUGCUCGCUCCCCUGCACAUUAAUGUCGUUUCUUUAUGAAAGUGGAAAGUGACCUAUGAGUGUUAGGGGCAUCUGUUUACAGAUAUGAGCGACCCCGUGGAGAAAAUGUUGAACCAAGCAGCUCUAGAAGCAUUAUACUCAGCUACUUACGUUGAUAAUUUUCUCGACACCGUGGAGAAUCUACCGGAUGAAGUUCAGAGAGAGAUAUCCAGCAUGAGGGAACUGGACGUACGUUAUCAAGCCCUCCUACAAGACAUGGAAGGCCUUCGUGGACAGCUCGAGGGAGAACUGGACUCUAUAUCACUUAAACGUAUAAUGGUUCAGAUUCAGGAUAAACUUAUUUCAACACAGGAAAUUGGAGAUGACAAACUACAAAUUGUACAGCACAUUCUUGACAUCAUUGAAAACAGGCAGAGGCAACUUGAAUUAGAUUGCAAAAACUUAGACUUUGGACAAGAACCAGAAAAGCCUGAAACUUCAAAAGAAGUUCAGCCAGAGAGAGCCAGCAAGAGGGCACGCCGCACGAGGAAUGAUCAUGCUACGAAUCAUAAUGAAAACUCCAAUGAUGCUCCUAUAACACCCCAUGUUGAGAAGGCGGCAACAAAUAAGGGUUCUACUCAAAAAAAGACUACGAAAAAGAAGAAACGGAAGGCAAGAGUCGAGAGAGAACGAGAAGAUUCUCCAACUGAAAUUCCCAUUGACCCAGAUGAGCCGACUUAUUGUCUUUGUGAACAGGUUUCAUAUGGAGAAAUGAUUGGCUGUGAUAAUGAUUUGUGUCCAAUUGAAUGGUUCCAUUUCUCAUGUGUGGGACUGACCAACAAGCCAAAGGGAAAAUGGUUCUGCCCAAAGUGUAGGGGGGAUAAGCCCACUGUAAUGAAGCCUCGAGCUCAGUUCUUAAAGGAGCUAGAGAAGUACAAUAAAGAGAAAGAGGAAAAGUCCUAAGUCACUGGCAUAUGAUAAAAUGUGUGGUUGUUUAUGACUCUGUACAUAAGAAUGAUUUUAGAAAGAUUUUAUGUAUAUUUCAGAAAGUGAUAUAUAGUCUCAUAAUAUGGUGGCAUCUCUAUGCCUAUUACACAUUCACAGUGGUUCUAUCUCAUGUUCAGCUGUAUCUUAUUUCAUAUAGAAGAAAAACACUUCCCUCCAUCUUUGUGAUUGAUGGAUUAUUUUAGUCGUUUAGGCCAAUGGUAGCUCAGAUACGGUACCAUAUAAGAUGUGUCACUGCUUUAAGUAUCUUUUCCCACUUCGUGUAGGUUUGAUAAUUUACUACAGUACAGUAUGUAGUUCUCAUGACUUUCCCAGUUACAGUCUGAUCUCAUCUUCUUAUAUAUAAUUUAAACUAAUACAGUACAGGUAUACCAAUGUUCUAACUCCUUGUAUAAUUUAUGGUAUACUUAAAUUCUUAAAUCUCAGAUUUUGAUAAUGUAACAUUUUCUAAUUUAUCUUAAGGUAAUGGUUUUAACUUUAUCUCUGAAUGUUUCCAUCUACCAUAGACAUUUACUGCAAAUAUGAAUUUUCACUGUCUAAUGGUUACCAGUAAAACAUGUUUUGUUGAUGUAUUUUUCACAAAAAUUUUUCUGUAAAUUGGUAUUGUUGUUAUAUGCACUUACUGUUGUUAUAAGGAUUGAUAAGAAAUUUUAUGCACAUGAACUUCAUAUUGGAAAUUGAGCUUAUUGAAGGUAAUUGCCGAGUGAUAAGUAAGCAAAGGUAUUGGAUAAUAGUGUUAGUAUCUUUAGGAGUAUAUGUAGUGUUGUACCUGAUGUCUACAAAAUGUUUCACUAAAACAGACCACACAUUGGUGUUGUUCCUGUGUAAUCUUUGGUAAAUCAUGAUGAAAAUAGUCAUUUUUUUAAAAAAUAUUAAAUAUAUCUUUGUAUAUGUCUUAAUUAGUCAGUGUUUGGUUAAUGCUGUAACCUUUAUAUUAAUCAAUUACUGGCAAAGGUACAUUAGAUAACUGGUUUUGUUUACUGUAGAAUAAUAAGUUGCAAUAGUCUCCCCUGCAAGCAAGUACAGGCAUUGCACCCGAAAGUAAUACUAUAAUCAGUUCGUUAUUCUUCUUUUUGCCUAAAUAUCUUUAGUAAAUAUAUUUUUAGCUGAUCUUCUCUAUUGAUCAAUGUUUCUUACUGCGUGUGCCGGGAGUGGGUUGGGUCGUUCAUACCUUUUCUGCAAUGACAGCAGGGACUGGUCUUACGAACGCCCUUUCCUCCCAGCCAUAUACAUUGACCUCAAUUAAGGGAAGUUAGAUGCAAAUUCACCACAUUGAGACAUGGGGUUUAAGUAUAGUAAAUGCCAAAAGGAGGCAGCAUUUGUUAGUGUGGGUGGUAUUCCAUAAUCAAAAUAGCAACAAUGCUCUACUCCAAUUUUUUUUUUACUUCAUUUGAAUACCUUGGUUAUAUGCAAUGAUUGUAUUCCCCCAAAAGGGUUUGCAUAAGCUGAAAUCACAUAAAACAAACUACUAUUUAAAUGAAGAAAAUAAGGAUAUGUUCCACAACCUAUACUGUACUGUCCCAAACCCAUUUAUACUAGUAGAGACUGGAGUACUGUACUUCCCCAACAAAUGAACACAUACUUCCCACUAUUGUCCUCUCCUGCAUGUUUGUAUUAAAUAAAAUACUUAUACUGUACAGAAUCAUAUAAAUAAUAAUUUUUAUGAAAACAAACUCAGCAGAUAUUUAAAUAUAAUCUAUACUCUUGGUAACCCAAGUGUUUGGUUCGUCUUAAACAAGUAGCACACGGCUGUACCUGAGCUUCUGUAUGGUACACACUUAAUGUUCUCUCCAUCAUCAUCAUCAUCAUCAUCAUCAUCUUUCAUUGGCACAUUUUAUUUAAAAAUUGUAACAUUUUAUAAAUUACUAUUUUCAAUAAAAAACCAUCAGAUAAUGUUUUAAGAUAUUUAAAUAUUAAUCUAUGGAAUAUUUUGCCUGGUUGUUGCUCCACAGGGUGGCGGGUUUGGACCCAUAUAAGAUUUGGUGCACACUUCAUUCAAAAUGUCAACCACAUAACAAUUUUCUCGAGCUCACAUUUGCAGGAUUGCCCUGAUGGGCAAAUUAAUGUCACAAAUAAUUAUCCACAUACUGUAUUGGCAGAUAUGCAUUUGACAAAGAACAGUUGUACUGUAUUAACAGGAUGGAAGUGGAGUAGAACACGAUUUCAUAUGCUCAGUUAUGAAAACAAAACCAAAUUUUUCUUGCAUAUGAAGAAUUUCUGGUAGAAGUAGGGUCCUUGCUUAAGACCUCACUGUACAGUACAACCCUCUAUCAUUAUACUGUAUUGAGAAGAUAAAAUUUUUUUAAUCUUACAUAAAGUGUUAAAUGCCAUAAUUAAGGAGUGCAAGGAAGGUAAUUUUUUACCACAUAGUAUUUUGUAUGUACAGUCCACUCCACUUAUAAGCCACACCAACAUGGAAUAUAAACUGUUUAUAAACUUUGUUUCUAAAACCUAUCCAUACCAACAGGUUUGGGGAUACGCGUUAAUUUUGCACCUUGGCUGACCGCCGAUUAAUUGCCUGAUUUGUGUGUUUCAGGAAAUGGGGGAGGGAUGGACCCAGCGAAGUAGCCGGUUAAGAAUUUUAAGGCUGUCAAUUUGUGUGACUUGCAAAUGGCUUGGACUGUACAGUAUAGUACCUUCAAACUUCACCUAACCAACCUAAUUGGCUGCACUACAUUGUUAAAUACCAAUACUGUCUGUAUACCAUCCUAACACAGUUGCUAAAAUGCAACAAAACCUGGAAACCUCAUCUAACCUUAACAGUUUUUGCCCACUUUAAGUUGAAAACACAACUUCUCAUUCAGUCAGUGAUAUAAAGCAAUCUUGCACCUAGUUAGUACUUAGUUGGCAGCUGCUGGAAAGCCCCCAUGGAUAAUGGCUGUAAAAUGUUGAAGAAGAAAAGGUUAACUUCAGUGCAUAGUUUUGGGUAUGGUAGAAAACAAUUCUGCCAAGAUCCAUCAUUGCAUAUUUCAGAGGCCAAAACCUAGUCCUUUUGUGUCCACAUCUAUUCUUGUUCUUAAGGCUUUCAGGGGGGGGGGAGGGUGAUGUAAUGAUUCUUGAACUGAAUGGUUUAAUGAGUACAGUAUUACUCAGAUGAAGUUUCAGAUGAAUUCAAUACAUCACAGUAAAGAGAACCUUGAAGGAGUAUGGCCUUCACCCCUUGGUUUGAUAGAUGAUUUUUGAGUCAUUCAUAUUCAACGAGAUUUAGAAAGUUUUAACUCUCAAACUGACAAAGAAAUUCUUCCACCAAAAAGCCCUUCAUUUCCAUGUGAUAGGAGAACUGAAGAUCUUUAUAAAACUGUCUGGAGUAUAUAAGGGAAUGGUGUGCUGGAAAACUCAAAAUAGUUUGUAUUUUCAGUAGUAGACUGGAAAUAGAGACAGAAUUACUGUAUGUAGGUAUACCUACUAGGAAAGUUUUUGUUUUUAGUACGAGGAAUUCACCCUCGUCCUCUUUGCCAGACCCGCUUCAAGCAGGUAGUGCGAGAGGAUUGUAAGCUGUAUUAUUUAAAUUAGGAAGGUUAGGUGUUGGGACGUUGUUCUUUCCCCACAUAGAGUAUUCGAAUUAGCCUUGAAAUAGCACAGGGUGAUGGAUCAGUUGUAACUGCAGUGCUUUGGUAGGUUUUGUAUAGUAAAUUAAGGGUGUAGACAGUGAGGUCCGAUCUUGUCCUAGAGUUUUGUUCGGUGGAAUAACGUAACAGGAAAGAAAAGGGCUGCCGUUCAACACCUCCACAUUAACCUGAAUAAGUAUUUUGUUUAUCUUUUCUUUCUCUGACUUGGAGGGGAACAUCUAUAGAAGUGUAUUUUGUUCUGUAUCUUCAGUACAACACAUCUUUGGUUGUUGUGUGUGGAAAGUUUCAGGACAUUUUAUAUGGAAUAUAAUUUAUCCAUUCCAUCACUGAUGCACAAUGCUGGAACAUUAACAGUGUUUAUGGAUUCAUAGGAUUAUAAUUAGGCCAAUCAUUUCAUAUCCUGUAGUAUUCCAUUUCUUCUUUACUGAAUUGGGCUGUUUUGCACAGUGAUAUCUCCGUUAGGCUGAACAAUUGGUGCAGAGCACUUCCGGGAAUGAGAUUUCUGGGUAACGAUACGACUCUCAAAGCCGGAAAAAAUCCCUCAUCCCCAGAAUAUUCUGGGUAAUGGAAAAAUGUUCUUGGAAGUUCCAUAAAUUGCACAUGACAUCAUCUAUUGAACCUGGAAAAAUAUCCCCCAUCACUGGAAUUUUCUGGGUACCGGUAGUACCGGAAAAAUUGUCUUGGAAAUUACGGAAAAUGCUCCCGAUUUUGAUCUCUCAAAACCGAAAAAAAAGCUCCCCCCCCCUUCCCUGGAAUUUUCCAGAAAAUCCUUCUCAAAGCCUCAAUUUUCCGGAAAAUUCUGGCUUUGGUAACGAUUUUCCGAGAAUAUUUCAAUUCCGGCUAUCGGAGAGUUCCGGUUAAGCGGGAUUCUGGCUAAUGGAGAUAUUACUGUACUGGUUUAUGGGAUCCAGGAUAACACCAGAGUUGCUUGGUAAGAGAGAGUAAGUAUUUGGUUCAGUACCCAUCUCCUGUGUUAAGUAGUUUGAGUAGUUCUCGCAUGGUAUAUUGUCUGCCUAGUCUUGUGUACCACUUAUUCCUGCUUUGGAACUGGCUCUUAUAACAAGUGCCUAUUGGCAGAGGGCAUAAGCCAAUUAUUAAGGAUUGACCCUGGAUUGUUUAAUUUUUUUACUGGAGCUCAUAAUUAAGUGCCUGGGUGGAUGGAGAUGGAGUAUUAGUCCGGGAAUCUUGGUGGAUGCAAGAUGACUGGAAAGGUGUAUUAGCUGGGAGGUCAUGUGUUCUAAUUAGGCUUGCUUCUAGAAGGCAACCUUUGCACCUAAUCUCCCUCACUUAAGAUCAAUGUAUGUGAUGGGUGAUCAGCCCCCAGUUGUCAAGGUAGUUAAAGCAGGCACAGUAACAAAACCUGCUGGGCUACAGGUUGUAUACAAAAAUUAAACUUCAGCAUUUAUUCCAGUCAUCUAAAUUUUCACAUAUUCAUGGGGAGUGUCAUUAAGCAUUAAAUGUCAUACGUAUAUACUGUAUAGAAAUUUUUUGUAUUAAGUAGAUAUAUUCUAAUGUUAUUUUAGAUUUCAGUUGUACAGUAAUUAUGUACUAUAAAUGGUUAUGAGCUGUUACAGGCUUUUUCCACUAAUAAAUUUCGUUAAUGUAUGCAGAUAUGAAAGUGUGAGUAAAGCAUUGGCCUUCAGGUGGAGUGUAUGUUAAAGUUUCAGAUAGUAUUAUAUAUAUACUGUAGUACAGUAUAACAUUGGUGAGAUAUUAUUAUAGAUUAUUAAAGUAAUUCUAUCUUUAACACAGUUC